Messenger RNA from Carya illinoinensis, 4470 nucleotides. RefSeq lists its product as uncharacterized. The transcript has 3 exons. Lineage: Eukaryota; Viridiplantae; Streptophyta; Magnoliopsida; Fagales; Juglandaceae. The record is from RefSeq and is a predicted model, not a curated record. The coding region runs from base 1 to 4470 and encodes 1489 amino acids.
AUGGCGGCCCCUGAUGGCCCGCCGCCCAUGGCAGCCCCGGCCAGGUCCUUCGCCGAUCUCAUCUCUGCAGUGCCUCAACCACUACCGGAGAUGGAGGUCCCUUUCCAUCAGCCAAAAACCAUCGACGGUGAACUGGUUUUCACGUUUUCAGUGGAGGAGAUUGAGAAACUUGCACAGCCGUUUCUGUUUUCCAUUGUUCUGAAAUUCCUCCGGCAAAGGCCAUCUUUAGAUGCAGUUAGAGCCUUCAUCCGAAAUCAGUGGGGGUUGUCCAGCAUGCCUAUCGUUUCAGCGAUGCAGCGUCCACGCCAUGUCUUCGUUCGGAUGGCUAACGAGAUGGACUUCAAUAAGGCCCUGUCCAGAGAAUCUUGUGAGGUAAAUGGCAUCUUCUACCGGCCUUUUGCAUGGACACCAAAAUUUGAUGAAGACUAUGAACCACCGUGUGUACCGGUUUGGGUGUUCUUGCCUGGGCUUCCACCGAGUUUUUACCAGCCUUCAGUUUUAAAGAUGAUCACAGCUCCCAUUGGCAGGUUUAUUAGAUGUGAUAAUUCCACUACGUGUGCUACGCGUACAGAUGGUGCUCGGAUAUGUCUGGAAGUAGACUCUUCAAAGGCUCCGAUUAAUUACUUUUGGAUCCGUAAGCCUGGGGUCCCGAGAAGUAGACGGCAGGAGAUUAUUUUCAAGACGUUGCCGGCAUAUUGCUCCAGAUGUAAAUGUCAAGGACACAAUGCUCAAACUUGCUGCAAGGAUUCCGAUCAGAAGAAGCAGACGAAAGCCUCAAAGAAAUGGGUAAAAAUAGAUGUGAAGCCUUCGGAAGAUAGGGUGACCGAUCCUGUGAUUUCGUGCAAUGCCGAGAAAGAGAUGCAACAGGAAGUUUUGGUGCAUCAGGAAGUUGCUGCAGUGGUCGAGAGUCCCCUUACGUUGAAGGUUGACCUUGGUGGGAAGGAGGUCUUGGAUGAUGCAACUGGAAAUGGGAACGUUGAUAGCAUGGAGGUGCAGCGUACUCAGGUGCACCAGCAUGAAAAAGCCACGGUUUAUGUAGGGGAGCCGAGUUCCUAUAAGGAUCAAGAGUUGGAGCAUGGUGUGGGUUUGAUGAGGGAAACGUGUGUGGCGAAAGGUGCUGGUUCGGUUUUGGGUAUCACAGAUAAGGAAGGGAGGUCUAACGAUAUUCCUCUUUUUCAAGUCACGGAACUUAUGGAGGAUGGGUCCAGUUUGCAUGAUGAGAAUAUGUUACAGGAGAAAGAUGACGAGAAUGUGGAUAACUUGAUCUCUACCGGAUGCAAUGAUGAGGGCAAUAAAGAGUUGGCUGCUGAAACACAAUCGGAUCAUGAAGUUGAGAGAGUCUCUAUGAAAGAGGAUAUGCAAAAAGAUUAUUCCACGGACUCGGAAGACAUGACUAAAAAUGCAGUUGAGGAGAACGGGUUUGUUUUUAUUCUCACUAUCGUCUAUGCUAAGUGCAACCCUGUUGAAAGGAAGAAUCUUUGGGAAGAUCUGGUUGAGAUGAGUAAUGGAAAUCUUCCGUGGAUUCUCUGCGGCGAUUUCAACAUCAUAAGAGAGGAUUCGGAACGACGGGGGGGACUCCCUCGACCUUUUAAUGCUAUGGGGGAUUUCAAUAUUUGCCUUCAAAACUGCGGGGUUAUGGAUAUGAGAUCACAAGGCGCGUUGAUGACCUGGUGUAAUGGCCAAAGCGGCUUGGCUCGUAGUUGGGCAAGGUUAGAUCGUUGCUUUCUUAAUUCUAAUUUUCUUAAUUGUUUUCCUAACGUCUUUUCUCAGGUUUUGUCUCGUUCUACCUCUGAUCACUCUCCUUUAGUGAUUCAAAUAGGUGAGGACCCGUUCAGGUAUGGGCCUAGCCCUUUUCGUUUCCAAUUUAUGUGGACUGACCAUGCAUAUUUCCUUAGUUUCGUGGAGGGGAAUUGGAAUCAAGAUGGGCUUGGUUCUGGUCUUUUUAAGUUAUCCUUUACGCUUAAAAGACUUAAGGUGGCACUUAGGGAUUGGAAUCAACGUGUUUUUGGGAGAACAGAUGUGAUUAUCAAAGAUAUUGAGCAGCGCAUUGAUCGCCUGGAUAAUAGCCUUCAGAACUCUUAUUCUAUUGAGGAUGAUAAUGAUCUCUUGGCUGCCAAUUUGGAACUCUUAACUUGGAAGGGUCGGGAAAACAUUCGUCUGUCUCAUAUGGCUAAGAAAAGAUGGUUGAUAGAUGGGGAUAAUAAUUCAAAAUUUUUCCAUGCUUAUUUGAAUGCUAAAAAUCAUAAGAGGGUUACUGAUAUGUUUCUUGCAGAUGGUACUCAUUUAAAUAACCCUCUUGAGAUUCAUAAGGCCGCUGUUGAGUAUUUUAAGCAGUUUUUGGGUGAGAAUAGCCAUUGUGAGUUUUCCAGUUUUCAGGAUUUGAUUUCCCCAGUGAUUACCGCGGAUGAGAAUUUGAUGCUUUGUAGUUCUCCUUCGAUGGAUGAAAUUAAGGAUGCUUUGUUCAGUAUUCCUAUUGACAGUAGCCUAGGUCCGGAUGGUUUUGGUUCCGGUUUCUUUAGGUCCUGCUGGGAGAUUGUUAAAGCAAAUCUUUUGGAGGCGGUUUCUGAGUUCUUUCAACAUCAGCUGCUCCCUAGAUAUUAUUCAGCGUCUUUUAUUGUUCUUAUCCCAAAGGUGGAAUCUCCUACAGGUUUUGACAAGUUUAGGCCUAUCAGCUUGUGCUCUGUGGUUUAUAAGAUCUGUGCGAAAAUUUUGGUGGGCCGCCUCACGAAUGUGCUUCCUAAGAUGAUCUCCCAAGAGCAAGGGGCCUUUAUUCCUGGUCGUAGCAUUUUUGAAAAUAUAAGUCUUACACAGGAAAUGGUCCAUUCUAUUAAUAAAACCACUAUAGGGGGUAAUGUCUUGGUUAAGCUUGAUAUGUCCAAGGCUUAUGAUAGAGUUAAUUGGAGGUUCCUUAUUCAGGUUCUGGAGUCCUUUGGGUUUUCUCCUCAGUUUUGCGCUUUGAUAAACCUUUGUAUUUCCUCACCUUGGUAUUCUAUUAUGAUGAAUGGUACUUCCUUGGGUUUCUUUAAGGGCGAGCGUGGUCUGAGGCAGGGUGAUCCGCUGUCUCCUUACUUAUUUGUCAUUAUGCAGGAGACACUAUCUCGGUUGCUCAAGAAUGCUUUUGAGAAUGGUAAAAUUGGCAAGUUUUCUCAAGCUAGAGGUACGCCUUUUGUUUCCCACCUUAUGUAUGCGGAUGAUAUUAUUAUUUUCUCUAAUGGUGGGAAGAAGUCUAUGAGAGGGUUGAUGGAGGUGCUUAAUCUUUAUGAGAAGUGGACAGAAGGAUCUUUUCCCUUUAAAUAUCUGGGAGUUCCUAUUGUGAUGGGUCGUUUGAAGGUUUAUGAUUUUGGUGAUCUGAUUGGUAAAUUUAAUAAAAAAGUUGUAGGGUGGAAAAUGAAAUUGAUUUCUACUGGGGGUUGUGUUAUUCUUUUACGUCAUGUUUUAUCGAGCAUGGCAACUCAUCUCAUGGUCGUCCUUCAGGUUCCCCAUGGUGUUUAUGUGGCGUUGAACAGGAUUAUGAGCUCCUUUUUUUGGGGUGAUCUUGAGGGGAGAGGAAAGAGGAAGUGGGUGGCUUGGAAAAAUAUUUGUCAUCCUACGGAGGAAGGCGGUUUGGGUAUUCGGGAUUUUGAGGAGAUUCAGAGGGCCUUACAUAUGAAAUUUGCUUGGCAUUUAAUUCAGGGGCAUUCUUUAUGGGCAGAAUUUUUCAGAGGUAAGUAUGUGAAAGGUAGUCACUUAUCCCUUUUGAACCCUACUAAAGGAACUAGGUUUUGGAAAGCCAUUGUGCAUUGCAUCCCGGAGGUUUUAAAUAAUUCUAAGUGGCUGGUGAGAGAAGGUAAUGUUUCUUUUUGGUAUGAUAAUUGGGCAGAUGGGGGUCCUAUUGGUGAUCAUUUUCCAGUUCUUGAGAGACCUUUGCUUCGAGUCAAAGAGUGUCGGCUUGAUAAUGGUUGGGAUACCUCUCUUUUGGAAAGACUAGUUGGUUCACAAAAAGCCGAAGAUCUGUUUCAGUUUUUGGCGACUAGGAAGGAUGGUCAGGAUAUCCUUAUUUGGAUGAGGGAUAAUAAUGGGGAGUUUAACACUAGAAGUGCUUGGGAUUGUAUCCGUGUGAGAGCUCCUUCGUUACCUUGGGCAAAUUGGAUUUGGCAUACUCAUAUACCCAAGAAAAUUUCUAUUAUGAUGUGGAAGGCGUACCAUAAUUGUUUGAGUGUGGAUGAGAAGAUUAAGAAUAUUGGCAUUCCUGUUGUUUCUAAAUGUAAUUGUUAUGCUAGGGGACAUAUGGAGGAUUUAAAUCACGUUCUCUGUACAGGCGAUUUUGCCAGAUGUAUUUGGAGGUUGGCAACGACCCAUCUAGGUGUUCAUAUGGGUGUUUUCAAUACUUGGAAGGAGCAAAUUAAUUUCUGGUUUCGGCGUGCUGGUAAGUCCUCUCAGUUAAGGUUUAUCUUUGGCAUUCUUCCUUCUAUUGUUUCUUGGAGGCUUUAG